Molecule: messenger RNA, 1697 nt
Organism: Musa acuminata subsp. malaccensis (wild Malaysian banana)
Lineage: Eukaryota; Viridiplantae; Streptophyta; Magnoliopsida; Zingiberales; Musaceae
Product: cytochrome P450 704C1
Molecular function (GO): iron ion binding; heme binding; monooxygenase activity
Source: RefSeq, a predicted model, not a curated record
UUGCCAUUCUCUACAAGCAACAUCUUCACCUGAAGCCCCCAUGGAUUUCUUCUCUAGUUUCGUCUCUCUCGCUGCUGCAGUAGUAGGCCUUUUGUUGCUGGCGACCCGCACCUGGAGAGCCCUCAACAGCAACCGGAAGAGAUACCCUCCGGUGGUCGGCACCAUCUUCCAUCAAUUCCUCAAUUUCCGAAGGCUUCAUGACUACCACACGCAGCUUUCUGUCAAGCACAAGAUCUUCAGGUUGUUCUCACCCCUCUGCCACCAGAUCUACACCACCGAUCCCGCCGUCGUCGAGUACAUCCUCAAGACCAACUUUGAUAACUACGGCAAGGGAUGGUAUAACUACGGAAACAUGAAGGAUUUGUUCGGAGAUGGUAUAUUUGCAGUAGACGGUGACAAGUGGCGCCAUCAACGAAAACUUGCCAGCUUUGGCUUCUCUACAAAAGUCUUGCGAGAAUUUAGUGGUGCUAUUUUUAAGCGUAACGCAGUCAAGCUUGCUCACGUCCUUUCUUCCUAUGCCACUUCCGAUGAGAAGUUUGACAUGCAAGACCUGUUGAUGAAAUCCACCAUGGAUUCCAUAUUCAAAAUCGGAUUCGGAUUGGAGUUGAACUGCUUGGAUGAUUCUGAUAACCGCGGAAGUGAAUUUGCCAAGGCAUUUGAUGUUUCGAACGAGUUCAUCAUGAUGCGAUACGUAAACGCCUUUUGGAAGGUCAUGAGAUUUCUCAACAUCGGCAGUGAGAAGACUCUCAAGUCAAAAGUCAAAUUCGUCGACGAUUUUAUAUACAAACUGCUACGCAUCAGGGUGGAAGAAAUGUCAAACGAAGGAAGUGAUUCGGAAGGGAAAGAUGAUAUCUUGUCAAGAUUUUUGGAGGAGAGCAGAAAGGAUCCACAAAAUAUAGAUUUAAAAUAUCUGAGGGACAUAAUUCUUAACUUCAUGAUUGCUGGAAAAGACACCACGGCAGGCACGCUCGCGUGGUUCUUCUACUCGAUCUGCAAGGACCCACCGGUGCAAGAGAAGAUCUAUCAGGAAAUCAAGGAAGUGAUUGAAGCCAGUGAAGAUGCAGCUUUUGAUGCAUUCGCGGAGAGCAUAGAUGACGAGUCACUCAACAACAUGCACUAUCUUCAUGCCGCCCUCUCUGAGACACUAAGACUAUAUCCUGCGGUUCCCCUGGAAAACAAGGUGUGCUUUGCUGAUGACAUUCUACCUGGAGGCUACAAUGUGAGGAAAGGUGAUAUUGUGUUCUACCAACCCUACGCGAUGGGAAGAAUGGAAUACCUGUGGGGAAAGGAUGCCGAGAUAUUUCGCCCGGAGAGGUGGCUGGAUGAUGGUGGUGUGUUCCAGCCUGAGAGCCCCUACAAGUUCUCAGCCUUUCAGGCUGGUCCAAGAAUUUGCUUGGGGAAAGAGUUUGCCUAUAGACAGAUGAAAAUAUUUGCAGCGGUGCUCCUACGCUUCUUCAAGUUCAAGCUUGGUGACGAGAAGAAGGAUGUUGAGUACAGAACCAUGACGACUCUCCACAUUGAUCAAGGCCUAUACCUCCAAGUACUCCACAGAUAGAAUACAUGUAGCAAACUUUCUCCUGUAGUAUUUUUAAGCCAUGUAAUCAAACUCAUUAAGCUGGUGUUCUUAUAAGCAUGUAUAUUCUGUUGGGAUAUAUUUGGAAAUCUAACGUCGACGAGCAAUAUCUAAGGUUUCCCUU